Messenger RNA from Acanthoscelides obtectus, 6472 nucleotides. The record is from the annotation of a GenBank genome assembly. NCBI's taxonomy places the organism in Eukaryota, Metazoa, Arthropoda, Insecta, Coleoptera, Chrysomelidae.
ACUUCGUCGUUUUUUUACGAUUUUUAGGUUUUUUACAUAAUACCCUUAUCUGUCACCAAGGAUCCUUUUCUGAACUACCGCCAUCAUGCAAUACAUACAUGCAAUUGAAAAGUAACGCUGGUGGCGGAUGAAACCACUAAAUAGUUGUUCUAUUUACCUUUUCUGACCUGUAGUUUUUUCGGCGUUUUUAUCAAAAUAAAACAUCCAUAGAUACGCCACUGAACAAAAGUCGACAAGUCUUGUCACAGACUGACAGUUUCGCAUAACCUAAAAACCAAAAGUUUAAAAACGUAAAUAAUAAACUUUUAAUAAGAAGCUGUUUAUAAAUAAUUCCAUUGUUGUUUGAACGCGUGAGACUAUUUAGAUAACAUAAUUCAUCAUUACCGAAGGAACGUGAGUGGUAAACAAGGACUGUGUCCUUUCAACACCUACUUUAGCCUUUCAAAAAAUGGAAACAAAUACAGCUGGAUGGAUAGGCCUAAUAUCAGUUUUAUUUAUCUCUAGUUUUGGAGUAUUAUGGCUUACUGCAGCCGUAAUUAGUAUUACUUUAUUUGUUAUUGGAUGUGCCAGCUUUCUGUACAUACAACAAGGUGAUAUAGGAAAAUUCUAUUCAAAAUGUGCUGGAAAUCCGUUAACAUCAAGUUUAUUGAAUGAAGGAGGACUCAAGCAAGUGGUCAGACAACUAGAAAGCCCAAAAAGACAACAAAAAUGUGAUAGUAGGGUCACAGGGAGUGAACUGAUAGAUAGCUCACUUCAAGAGAUUUUAGGCUACAUCAUCAGAGAUUAUGUUGCUUCAUGGUAUCGGUACAUCACUAAGGAUACAGAAUUUACUGAGGCUGCUGUUAGAAAAACUGCACAGACAUUUGCAAUCAACAUUUCUAAUAGGGUCAAAGAAGUGGAUUGGAUUCCAUAUCUUACCCAGCGUCUCGUGGAUGACGCUGCAACUCAUCUCAGGCUGUACAAACAGGCUAGAACCAAAAUGAAACUCCAUGAACAAGAAAGAGAACAGAGAAUGUUAUCCCAAAGAGAACAGCGGUCUCCCAAGAAAACUGUUCACAAACGGAAUAAGAGUGAAACUGAUGUUAGCUGGAGUUCCGGUCGUCAACUGGACAUGAAAAGAGAAAUUGAAAGAUGUGUUGGUAACUCGAAAUUCUACUCGUCUGACAAAAGUAAUAUGACUCUAGAAGACUAUUUUUUCGAGCUAGAACAACAAAUGGAGAAUAAUAAACUAUGUAGAGAUGUCGUCUGUCGGAAUGUCAGUACCGAGAAGGAGUUCUUGAGCGAGCUGAUGGAAGUACUCCUAUACAUAUUGCUGCCCGACGAAGAUUUUCAGUGCAAACCCCUUCGUUUUGUGUUACGAGAGAUAUGCGCGAACUGUGUUAUUUUACCACUAUUUAAUUUGGUCUCUGAUCCUGACUAUAUUAAUCAGGCUAUUAUUUGGCUGUGUCUACGCGAAAACCAGUUGUCAAGUGAUGUGUUCCUUACUACACUGAGAUUAAGCGACAACUGUGAUGAACUUAAGAGUACCAAAGAGUUUACUCUUGAAGAAAUCAAUUCCUUGAGAUCUAGGGACUCUGGGGGCGAUAGUGAUCUAUCUGUAAAGCAGCAACUGAGUAGUUUAAAUUAUGUGGUAAAGCUAAUAGAUAGCAAAUUGUCUAAAAUGGAAAAUUUUGCCACAUCAUUGGAAAACCAGGAUCUGCAGCUCGAUAGUAUUAAAAAAAUUAGUCUUACUUUAGAUCAGAUAUUAAAAAAUAAUAUAGCACUUUCAUAUUUAAUAGAUUUUGUUUCUAGUCAGGGUAAACAGUUGGAUUUAUUUUUUUAUUUGAACAUUGAGGCCUGGAAAGUAUCUGUAGAACAGCAAUUAUCAGACAUACAGUUGAAUAAAUCAAAGACUAGUGCUGAAAAUGUUGCUGUUGUAUAUGAUAAUAUCAGGUCGACUGCGUUCAGUAUUUUUGAACAAUAUUUGGGUGAGAAGUGUGAGAACCGAGUGCAGCUAAAAUCAACAUUAGUACAAACAUUGCAUUUCAAAAUAAGAAACUUGAACGAAGUCCCUUGUGCCUCGUGGUUUGACAAAGUGCUCGAAGUUGUAUAUGAGAGAAUGGAAACAGAAUUUUUACCGCCAUUCAGGAAGAGUAAAGCUUACUUCCGCCUGCUACAAGAGCUUGAUUUAGUACAACAAACGAAUAAUGAGGAAGACGUGCUUAGUGUGAACAGCAACGAGAGCUUGGAAAACAACGACACUCAGCAGUCAGCAAUGACGUCUGCGCAACAUGUUGAGAAGUUUGACUUUCUUACAGUCGAUUACAACCAAAAAAGUGUUAAGCACGUGAGAUCGCUCAGCGAUGUUACAACGUUUACAGGGAAAGCAGAAGAGGUAAGACUUUUUGGAUCUAGUCAAGAAAGGAAGGUGAUAUUAGGCGAGGACGUGAAGGAACCUGAGAAAAAAUGUGAUGAAAGUAUGUAUAAAACUGGUGAUUAUUCUCUAACGGUGGCUAUUAUUGAGACUGGUAUUGUUUGCGAGAAAGGCAAAACCUUCGGCAUUUAUGCAAUAAGAGUUAACAGGCAAUAUGAGACGGGAUAUAAAGAAGAAUGGCAUAUUUAUAGGAGGUAUAGUGAUUUUCAUGACCUGUAUACUAAGGUCAAGGAAAGGUACCCUAAUUUAUCGAAGUUGCCAUUUCCCGGUAAGAAAACAUUCCACAAUAUGGACAGAGCAGUAUUAGAAAGGCGGAUGAAAAUGCUAGGAUGUUACAUGAAUGAAUUGUGCCAUAAUUCGAUAUUAUCCUCAUAUCAUGGAUUGGGAGAUCUGCUGAUGACAUUCCUGGAGCAAGGAGAAUACGACCGAGCUACUGGUGGGCCAAUAUCUAGCACAAUUGAUACUUUAGUGAAUCCAUUAAAGACGGGAAUGAAGACUAUCAGAAAUAUGCCAGAACAGUUGAUAAAUACCGUAGAUGAAGUUGUUGUAGGUCUAACCAAAGUAUUUCAUGCAAAACCUGGCAGGAUUCCAGAGGCUAGCAAAGUUGGUGCAUCUAUAGAAGAGACUGAUGACAACAUACCAUUAAGGAUAAUGUUGCUACUGAUGGACGAGGUGUUUGAUCUUAAAUCUCGGAAUCAGUGGUUACGCAGACGAAUUGUUACAUUACUUAGGCAAAUUGUGAGGACCAUGUUCGGUGAUAUAGUUAAUAGGAGGAUAUUGGAUUAUGUGUCCAUCAUCACUAGUCCUAAGAAGGUCGCGCACUACUUAUAUGUAUUUAAGCAAUCUUUUUGGCCAAACGGAGUACGGAGUGACAAAAAAGUCCAGAGGGAUAGUGAUAUCAAAAAUAGAACUAGAGUUGCCGCUAAGAUCGCAUUGUUAUCCUGUUUGUCAGAUGAACUGAAACACAUAAUAGGAUCUGAAACGACAAGACGAGGCCUGCUGACGGUGUUUGACCUAUUCCAAAGACCAGUCUUGAAUCGCAGGUUGCUGUAUGUACUGCUGGAAGGUGUUGUCAGUAAUUUGUUUCCUGACAAAGAUAUGAACAAGCUGUUCAUAAAGAUGUACCUCAGCCAAAGGAAAAAUAGUCAAAUGACUAGGUGAUAAAAAUCCUUGUUUUAAUGUUAUUUCAUAUACUAUACUUGGUAGGUAGACAUCCAUGUGGAAUUUUCAACCAGUAUAUUCUCGGAUGCUUUACAGAACAUACAACGUACCAAGGUAUAUUUUAAUUUCAGUUUGAAAGACUUCAGGAAUUUCAAAUAUAUCUUCAUUUUAUAAAAUUAUUCUUCUACUGAUCUUUUUUAUAUAAAUUUCUUGUAAUUAAAUGGGUUUGGAGUCUAAAGAAGCACAGUUAUAAAGUUUAAUUAUUUAAUUUUAACUAAUUUAAUUAAUAGAUGCUUAUUUUGGUUAAGACAUUGUAUAAAAUGAGCUAUUUAAACUAAUCCCCCAACUUCAUUCGCACAAAUAAAUUAAAAAUAAAGCAUUCGCACAAAAAAAUUAAAAAUAAAACAAGAACAAAAUGAUUUGAUAUAUAUUUAAAAAACUAAUAAACAGUCCUUUCCGUCUUCGAUUAUCAUAAGGGCAUCUAUUUUUUUCACAGAAAAAAAUUAGAUGCCCGAAUGGUAUUUGACAAGACUAAUUCAUGAGUAACAGAUUAUUCUGCAUGCUUAUAGCUUACAAAAAAUACUACCUAUUAUCCAUGCAUACAUAAUAAAUUUGAAAAUGAAAAAUCGGUAAUUUAACUCUUUCAGGGGCAAGUGAGCUCGGUUAAAAAUAACCCUAGAGGGGCACACUUUUUCAGCUCGUACAGGUUACUACAUGAACGACAAUAAUAUCAAAGCUUGUGAAAACGUUUUUCCUUGUACUUUUCUUGUAUAAUUUUCAAAAAUUCAAGUGGUACGAAUAAUGGACAGUGUAUAUAGUGUAUAUCUAUGUAAAUUAUUGUUUAUUAUGAAAAUGUUGGAAACAUGAUUUAGUUUUUCCUAAACAUAGAUACACCUUGCAAACAGUACACAUCCAAUCGGUCCGAAUCUGUUUUUUUGAAUUGCUGCAGUAGGCGCAACGCCGUCUGGUGGAUCUUUGUGGUUGAUGAGCACUCUCGGUUGUACGUAUUUCAACAGGCACGUAUGGUUUUGACUUCUUAAUUGCAAUUGGUUCUGAGCUAAUUGAUGUCCUUUUCAGUUGAACAGUACGAUUGUCCAAAAGAUAAUUACUACUUGUCUUCUGAAAUCCUUCAUCGAUAGUUCUGGCAAAUUCAAUUCUUUAUACAAAACAAAGGAAUUUACAACCGUCAUAUCCAAUAAGUAGAAAAAUAUACGAUGCCACCACUUUUUUGAUUUGCGGUCGAUUUUGUAGACAUUAAGGUUUUGAUCGAACUUGUCAACAAAAUUCAUGUUCUUGUUAUAAUCCAUUAGAGCAGCUGGACAGGAAACCUUUCAAAUGGAUCCAUUCUUAUCUCUCCUAUCAACCUCGGCAACAGCCGUGGGGCUGUGAAAAUUAGAUAAUAGAUGAACACUUCGUUUGUCUCGCCAUUUUAUGGCUACAAUGUUUGUGUUAGAAGUGAAGGUUUGAGAUUCGCCACGUUUGAAGGACUUAUCUGGCUUGAAUAUAGGAAGAAACUUCCUUUUCACGUUGACUGUUCCACAUGCGUGGAUAUCCUUCGCUUUCAGAUAUUCUAACAGUGGUACACUGUUGAAGAAAUUGUCAAAAUACACUAUAUGGUGUUUUGCCUCCAUACCAUCUAGUAGAUUUUUCACCACUCUAGAAGCCUUUUUCUUCAUCAUCAGAUUUUCCUGUAUAUAUUUGGAAUUUUUGACAAUAACCAUUUUUGUUAGCCAGUAUCCAAACCUUGUACCCCCUUUUAAUUGGCUUUUUGGGAAGAUAUUGUUUCAAUGAAUGCCUUCCCUUAAAUUUAAUCAUAGACUUUAUGCUCACUUCUUUGGUAUGAGCCAUGCACUUUUCACAAUUUUUCGACAGGCUAUCCAGAAGUGGUCUCAGCUUAGUAUAGUUUAUCGUAGCCUUGCGCUCCCUUUUUAGGCAUCAGAAAAUUAUCAUUCAAAUGAAGGUUUAAAAGAAACCAACUAAAAAGUUUAACUGACAUCAUUGAGCUUAUAUAUACAUCGUUCAGAUCUGGGCAGCUACUACAAUAAUCUCUAUAGCUGGGACUUCUUUUUAUCCCCAUCAAUAAAUUUAUACCCAAGAAAACUUUCAGAUCCGAUAUAUCUAUGUUUCUAGGCUUAUUAGAUGUUUGAUGGCAAUAUAAAUUAGUUUGAAAAACUACGUCUUCUAAUACAGCGUCGGUGAAAAAAUGCUGAAAUAGUUUUCCCGGAGUAGGAGAAUCCAAAUUCUUCACUACAUUAGUUAUUCCUGUGUCAGCAAUGAAGUCUUCUGGUUUUUUUGGUACUCUGUCUUUGGUCCAAUCACGAGUGUCUUUAUUUUGUGCCAUCUUCAUUUGUAAAACUGAGAGAGGACAGUCGCAAUCUGAAUCUGAUUCGCUGUCAGACUGCAAAAUAUUGGCAAUAUGGAAUAAUGCUCAUUAUCCAAUUGCAGAUAAGGCUUAAUUGAGUUGGCUGAACUGUGGUCAGUAAUUUUAAUUAAUUUUUGUUCACCCACCCCUGCUUUAGCCAGGUUACUGACUGCUGUCGACCGCAUAGAGUGGUUUGUUAUUUUUAUUUCUUUUGUAUUUAAUCCUGCCUUCUCUGCUGCUUCUUUAGUCCAUUUCGAAAGUUCGUUUUUUCCCACUGGAGUGUUUUUGUACCAUCCACUUGAUUGCUCUUUGAUAUUGUAAUUUUUGGUGACAAUGGCUGUCAAUUUUUGCCGCGGGUAAACUCGAAAAAAUUGCUGACAGGUGCUGUCAUACAAUUUUUCCAUCUAGAAAAAAUUUGUAAUUCAAAAUUGCGCAUUUGUGAUUGGUAGAUAUUAAAACGAGGGAAAUAGAAAAAACAAACUAAAGCGAACUCACCAAUUUACUUUGCAUCAUUUAGACUACUACGCGGUACAGCU